Vitis riparia (riverbank grape) is the source of this 1978-nucleotide messenger RNA. Its product is annotated as beta-glucuronosyltransferase GlcAT14B. The transcript is spliced from 5 exons. The record is from RefSeq and is a predicted model, not a curated record. Gene Ontology annotation, molecular function: glucuronosyltransferase activity. Gene Ontology annotation, cellular component: membrane. Bases 359 to 1627 code for a protein of 422 amino acids. NCBI's taxonomy places the organism in Eukaryota, Viridiplantae, Streptophyta, Magnoliopsida, Vitales, Vitaceae.
AAUAACAGAAACGCAGAUUCACAGAAAAACAAAAACAAAAACAAAAAAAAAAACCCACUUCUCUCUCCUCACUUUCUCUCUCUUGUUCAAAUGCAGCAGCAUCACCAAAUCCGAAGGUCCGUCUUCUUGUUCUUCUUACCCAACAGCUGUUUUCUUUCAUUUCCUUAAUUUGACAUCCAAAAUCCAAACCAAAGAAUUCCUGUGAGGAAGGUCUAGCUCAAUUUUCAGGGGUUUAGGGAAAUUCCUUACUGUUUUGAUCCCAAUACCAGUUUUAUGGUUCAAAACCCAUCUUUUGAAUCUGCAAUUCAGGAGGUUAGGCAUUGGAAAAUUAUGAAUUAGAACCCCAUGAUAAGGUUUGAUGAUGGGGUCCUUCAAUAUGGAGAAGAAAUGGGUAUUUCCUCUGGCUAUAAGCUCUCUCAUAUGCAUGUUCCUUCUUGCUACCUCCUUCAACAUGGGUCUUCUUUCUUCACUACACCCAAUCAACUCAAUCUUCUCGAUUUUCUCGCCUGGCCUUUCUACAAACCAGACAAAUCCUGUGUUUGCUGAACAGAAGGUUGGGCAAUCCCCUCCACCACCUACCACUCCCAACAUUCCCCGGUUUGCUUAUUUAAUUUCUGGUUCAAGGGGGGAUUUGGAGAAGCUUUGGAGAACUCUUCAAGUACUUUAUCAUCCAUUGAACCAAUAUGUUGUUCAUUUGGACCUUGAAUCGCCUGCAGAGGAACGAUUGGAUCUAGCUGCUAGAGUGGAAAAGGAUCCGAUUUUUUCUAAGGUUGGGAAUGUUCACAUGAUUACAAAGGCGAACAUGGUAACUUAUAGAGGACCUACUAUGGUUGCUAAUACUCUUCAUGCCUGUGCCAUUCUUCUUAAGAGAAGUAAGAAUUGGGAUUGGUUUAUCAACCUCAGUGCCUCAGAUUAUCCUCUCGUGACUCAAGAUGAUCUUCUUUACACAUUUUUGGGUUUGGACCGGAACCUGAAUUUCAUCGAGCACACCAGUCGGCUAGGUUGGAAAGAGAAUCAAAGAGCAAUGCCUUUGAUUGUAGACCCCGGGCUCCACAUGACAACAAAGUCGGAGAUAUUCUGGGUCUCACCUAGGAGAACUUUGCCAACGGCUUUUAAACUAUUCACCGGUUCAGCAUGGAUGGUUCUCUCACGAUCGUUUGUAGAAUACUGCAUAUGGGGUUGGGAUAACCUCCCUCGAACCCUUCUCAUGUACUAUGCAAAUUUUGUGUCCUCCCCAGAAGGCUACUUUCAGACUGUGAUAUGCAAUGCACCAGAGUAUGCCAAGACCACUGUAAACCACGAUUUGCACUUCAUUUCUUGGGACAAUCCUCCAAAACAGCACCCCCACACCCUCACCAUCAACGACACCAGUAGGAUGAUUGGAAGCAGUGCAGCCUUCGCCCGGAAAUUCAGACAAGAUGACCCUUCCUUGGAUAAGAUUGAUAAGGAUUUACUAGGCAGGAAGAAAGGCGGCUUCACCCCUGGUGGCUGGUGCUCCGGCAACCCCCCUUGUUCCAAGGUUGGUGAUCCUACCAAGCUAAAACCAGGUCCUGGAGCUCAAAGGCUUCGCCUUCUCGUAUCUAGAUUACUUCUAUCAGCUAGGUAUGGUCAAAAUCAGUGUAAAUAGAUAUGGUGGUGCCAUUCUUGAUCAAAAUAAAAUUGAAAACGGAAGUAGAAGAUUAGUCCAGCCAAUGAUAUCUCAUCAGAAAACUGUAUCCACGGAUAGAACAUCAAGGCUAGAGCAGCAACUAUAGCUUCACAAGUGUGUGAUCAAAAGAUGGAGCUUGUGCAACAUUCUUUUGGAAGGGCUUGUUCAAUAGAACCGUCACACGAAUAUGCUUCGAUGUUUUUACCAUGCUCUAAUAUCCUGAACUUUUCUUGUUUCUCUACAUAUUUCAAAAUUUAGGCUCGGUAAUUCUCUGUUUUUUCUUUCUGUUCAUCAUAUUCAGAUUCAUUAGUCAACAAUCAGUUCUUUAAA